AUGGGGCACGCUCUACAUCAAUUUAAGGCUCUGUUCUGGAAAAAUUGGCUCUGCCGUGUGAGGCAACCGGUCCUCUCUCUCACUGAAAUACUGUGGCCAUGUGUACUUUUCUUGAUUCUAGCUGCCAUCCGCUUCCAGGAGCCCCCAAAAUACAAGGAAAACUGUUACUUAGAAGCUCGUGAUUUACCGAGUCGGGGCCUUUAUCCCUUCCUGCGGAGCCUCUUCUGUAACGCUGGCUCGAGGUGCAGGAAUGCCAGUUACACAGCACAGAGACACGGCCGCUCUGGACUGGAAAAAUAUAAGCAAUGUUACUCUGUGCUAAAAGUUUCCUUCAGUGUUCUUAUGAUUGCAAAAGGUUUUGGGAGUGUAAGUGAACCCAGAAAAGUGAACAAUCUGGACUUCAUGGAAGAGAUAGAAGAACUUGCGAAGGAAUUUAUUGAUACUACAGAGAAAGCCAUGGCCUUAGAAAAGCUAUGGGAAGAAAACUCAAGGCUCUCAGUAAAAGUAUUGGGAAGCACAGAAAAUCAAAUGGACCACUAUCUUUGGAUGGAUUUGAAUGAAGCAGAGAAAAUUAUUUCUAGAGCAGAAAAUCUGUACAAGCAACCAUAUUUCUGGAACUUUCUGCAUUCACUCCCUCAUCUUGAACUGAACAGCUUUUAUACAGAAGAUGAGUUAGCUACCAUAACACAGUUUCUAAAAGUUGUUCAAAAUACCUUAGCAUCACUGAAGGAUUUAGCUAUGAUGCCACUGGGCAAAAGUUUCUAUGAAGUGAUGAAAAUGGCACUGAAUUUGACUGCUGCAUCAGUACAGGAUAGGAGCUUCGAAGGUUUUCAAUACAAUCUUUCUUUUGGGGAUGUUUUGUGGAAUCCGCUUGCUGUGAAAGCAGAACUUCAAUCCCGGUUUGGUUUUGAUGGCCCUCAUGUUGAGAAGCUGCUAAGUUAUACAGCACAAUUAACAGAGAUUCCCACAGGAGAGACACUGGAGCAGUUUGUGUGCUCUGCUCUGGCUAUUGUCCCAGAAGAUGAAGCAAACAAGGAGAAUAAUGGAGAGGGCUGUAAUUCUGCCCAGCAUGAGGCCAAACUGUAUCUUGUUCAUGCUGUCAGCAAGUUCAAACUCUAUGCACAGGUACUUGAGCAAUGGCUUGACAGCAGCAAUCUCUCUCAAAAUUUCCUUUUGGAACUUAGAAGAAUUGUGGCUGGUUUAAUGUCUCAAUUUUUAGAUGACAGGGAAGACAGGAAACUUUUUUCAGAGAUAAAUACCCUGAUCCAGCAAUGGAAUGAGAAAUCAGAUGCCUAUUUUUCAGAAGGAUAUGUUCCAUCUCAUUGGAUUUUGAAGUCUUUCAAAGAGUUUUUGAAGACAGAAGAAAACUUAAGGAUUUCUGGUGAAAACAAAAUGGAUCAUCUUUUUCACCUUGUAGAAGUCAUAGAAAAAAUUAUAACGUUUGAUUUCUCAGUUUCUUCAAACAAGUCUCUAAUUGAAAAUGCCUUGAAUAAUGCAAUUAUAUGGAUAAAAAAUUUUGCUGAGGGGGAGGAAUCUGCCACCAAUUUCUUACUUGCAGUUUCUGAACUCCAUAAUGACCUACAAAAAAAUUUCCAGCCUCUUCAGAGCAUCUGGACAAAAAAGAAGGCAGAACUUUUCUGGCGUAUAGUGGAAAUUGCAUUCCAUGAGCUAGAUUCUAAGCUUUCUCUCUUGAGUCAAGUAGAGCAGGAAGAGGUAAUUGAGACCUUAUCUAGAAUUUUAUCUUCCAUUACAGAAAAUAAAAUCUAUAACAGAAGUAUGGUGUUGCUCAAAAAGAUCCUGACUGAUUGGCCAGAGUUAAAUAUUACUGCUUUGGACCGUUUAAAACAUUUUAGUGAACACUUCCAAAGAAAUCUCUAUGAAGUUGGAUCAUUGUCUGGUGAUCAUGUCAAUGUCUCAUUUAGCACAAUACCUGGAGUGAGUAAUACCUCUUCUUUAUUGCUCUCCAAUGCAACUUUUAUGUAUAAGGUACAAGAAUUAGGAGAAAUUGUGCAUGAUUUCCUCAAAAAUAUUCAAAAAUUAAACAGUACUAUUGUGGCCUCACUUGUUCCAAAAAUUUUCUCUCUGUACCAGAAUGAUGAUCUGGUUUUAAAUAUUAAGAGCAAUAACACUGUGUUAAAACUUCUUUAUGAGGCUUCAAAAAGUAUGUCAUCUUCUCAAGUAUGGCAUGAUUUGCAAAAUAAGGAACUAGUUUUUGAUUUUCUGUUUGAAACUUUUGAUCUUCUCUGGAAUCUCACCAGUAAGUCUCUCUGUGAAAAAUUACUAUUAAUUUACAACUAUACAGAGUUUCAAGCACAGUUUCUUGCACAGAAUGGAAAAAAAGAUAUACAAAUUGUUUAUGACAUUCUGAGCAGCCUUAAAACUUUAUUUAUAGAUGAAGAGCUCCAAACAGCUGUCUUAUGUUAUUUGGAAGAGUUUCUUGAUCUCCCUCCAGAAUGCCUCGUAAAUAAUGGGUGCACUGAUUUCUAUCUAGCAAACACGAGUUCAGUAGAGUAUUCAGUAGAGGUUUAUGACUUACUUCUACUUCCAUUGGACAGUGUCCUGUCUGAUGUAACAAACUGGGGAGAUGAGGUAAGUGUGCCUUCUGCUUUGCACUGCACUUUUACAUGGCUUCAGGCAUGGACAGAGAUUUUUGAAGAAGCAUCGGAAAUCUUAAAUUUGAAUUCAACCUUUUUUGUCUGCCUAAGAGAUGAUUUGGCAUAUCUCUCUGAAAACCUUUUAAAUGUAACUCAAGAUGAACUGUGCAAUAAUACAGCUAUGGCUAUUGUUGAAGCUACAGGAGCAGCAAUGAAGCUUUUGAGAGCUGUUUUUCAGGAACAUGGCAAUUUAAAUGACUUGAAAGAUUUUGAGGCUUUACUUGUUAAUUUUCAAAGUGUAAUUAACAAUGCAUUUGAAGUCACAAACUUGCUUAAAGAUAGCAGUUUAGAAAGUGUUUUAGAGAUAAUAGGAGAUGUGAUAACUAAAAUGCAGAAAUCUAUACUGAAAAUUGUUAAUGAAGAGUUUUUGAAUUCUCAGCUUGAUGCUUUCAUCUCAGGAGCAUCUGAGGGAGAAGAUAAGGGUCCUGGUGUAUUUUCCAUUGAAAAUUCCCUUUCUACUAUUCUUAAGCUCUCCCAAGAGGAACUUGAAAUUAUUCUCACUGAGAUAAAUGCCACAUCUGCUUCUUUAAAAGGUGUACCUCGAGACAAAUAUAUGGUUUGUAUCAGCAUUUUCCAGAAUAUUACCAAACUAAUUUUGGUGGAACUCUUGUCAGAAAUCCAAAGUCUUCUGAAAAAUAAAACUUUUGACUUCCAAGAAAACAGCUCCUCUCAUUUGGACAAUGAGAAUGAACCUUUCUUGCAUGGGAAAAAUAUCAGUUUGCUGAUGGAAUUCUUUCAAUAUAUGAUUGGAAAACUUGACUCAAACUUGCAGAAUGAACAUAAAACAUUUCCUCAGAAACUGAUAGAAACAGCAGGUCUGAAUAUUGAACUGGUAAGGAUGGCACUUGAACUUUUCAAGUCUCCUACUUAUGUUGACUUUCCAUUAAGAGAUGAAAAUGAGCUUCUAAAUCAUAUGAUUGCCUUGGUGCAAAUCGUGAGAAACAUGGAUGUUGAGUUUUUGAUAAGUAGAUUCAAACAGGUCCAGGAGAACCUAGAAAGUUUCUUUAAAAAUAUCAAACCUUUUAACCUUGAGAACUCUGGGUUAGGUACCUUAACAGACUGGUGGGAUGCAUUUGAGAACAUAUCAUGUUACUGGAACCUGACUGGUGUACGCCAAAUAACACAACUUUUUGAACACGAUGAGCUCUACAAUACAGAAGAUGUGUUCAACCUCCUUUUUGAUGUCAUCAGCCUUACAGAAAGAUUGGCUCAUGGAAAUGUUACAGAAGCACUAGCUGAAAUAUAUGCUUUCAUACUGACUCAGGAAGAAAAAAUGCCAAUGUUUACUGAUGAGGAGUUCUCUAACCAAGUAGAAGAUCUUCUAACGUUGCUGGAGAUGUUGGCAGACAUCUCUGAUGAACCUGGAGAUGCUUUUGUUUGUUUUUCUGCAGCAUUCUGCUGGACUCUCACAACAGCAACACCUCAGAGUGAUGCCACUGUUAAACCUUGUGAUUUGGUGCACACCAAUUCUACUCUUCAUUACAACGCAGUCAUUGAAGUCAUUAAGGAGCUUAAACUCAUCACUUUGGAUGACAGUUUCGCUUGUUCUAUGGAGGACAUUCAGAUGGAUAUAAUUCGUAAUCUGACUUGCUUUUUUCAUCAGAUUAAAGAAUGGAACUCUAUAAUUUUGAAGUUUUCUGAGCUCCAUCAUAUAAAUAGCUCAGUUCUUGAAGAGCUGCUUGAUUUUUGGAAUGAGCUAUCCCUUUAUGCUGUGCCACUGCAGGUGAAUAAUACACAUGCAAUCAAUUGUUCGUCCACACCAAAGAGCCAAAUGGCUUUACAAAUCAUCGAAACUCUGGGCAGCAUUUCAGUGUCAGAAAUGGAGAUGGCCAAAAGACUUCUUGAACAGCUGGAUAAUCUUUAUGGUGGCCUAAGCUGGAACAGAGAGUCAAGAACAUCACUUAAGAGUGUUCUUACUAAUGUUAAGAAUAUGACCAGUGAAGUUUCCGGACUUCUGAAUGCUGAAGCUGUUCUUUCUUUUCUUUCUGUAAUUCAGCCUUUAAUGACGCUCUCAUCUGUUGGAAACCAGACACACGCAAUGCUUAUGAAAAUCUCAGCUUUAAGUGGGAACAUCAAUAUAACUGAUAACUUUGAGAACUUCUUGUUUCCUGUAGUUACAAGCAUAGAAAAUUUAUUCGUGAAUUUUAGUGUUAGACACUUACUUGUGGUGAUAGAUCAAGAGUUUCAAUUACUAAAGUUGGCCACUGGACAGUCCUCUUCAAUGGCUCCUGAUGUUUUACUAGAGCAGUUUAAGACAUCAUCUGUAGAUGCCAUAUCAAGAAAUUUUGAAGAUCUACAAGACAUUGUGAAUAUUAUAUGCAAGUGUAAUGAUAAAAAUGAUUCUAAAAUAAUGCAUGCUCUAAUUCUCCUUAUGACUAAUGAAAAUCCAUCAAAUGACCUACUGCUGGCUGUCAAAAAUAUUAUUGCCUUUCUGGAGCUAUUCCAAAAUAAGUCUAAGAAGGACUAUACUGAAGAACCCAUUGUCUUUAGCAACAUUUUCUGUGCCAUUACUAAGUGUAAAGAGGGAUUAAUGAGUCACUUGCUCUUCGCUGUCUUUGAAGGGAUUGCUGUGGUUCAAGAUCAUUAUCAGGAUGUUGGAAGAUACUUGACCACUUUCAACAAGGGAGAUUGUGAGAGUAUGGCAUAUAUAAACCAAAAACUUUCCAAUGCUUUGGAGAGCUUUGUGGGAGCCUUGCAGAAUACCAGCAGUGACAGCUGUGAAUGCCAGCUGAUGUUGGGGAAUGUCCAGAGACGACUGCAAAUGGUGACUGAAUAUUUGGAGCUACAAUUGUCGGAAAACCCAGCGGCAGCUUUCCUCAACAAUUUUAAUCCUGUGAAUGAUAUGAAAGUCAAAGAUUUUGUGCAGAAUAUUACUCAGUUGAGGCUGGACAUUGGUUCUUCUGUCAAUAUUUCUGAAGAAACUGUCAAUACUCUUUUGGAAGCCAGUGUCUCUCAUUCAGAGGUUCUUUACAGUGCCUUUGUGGUAGCUUUAACUGGAAGAUGUGAUGAAGAAGUACUUAGCCUGCUGCUAAAGCUCCCUGAAAACAAUAGAACUUCCCUGGAAGUGGAAGAAUUAUGCUCUUUACCAGCACUGGACUUGUAUACCAUGUUUGUAUUGACUAUACAAAAUUUGAAUGUCCGUCACAUCAUUUACAAGGUCCAGAUACCACCUGAGGUAGGCAAUGUAUUAAAUCUGCUGCUGGAUGUGGUUUCUAGUAUCAGUUCACUUCUCAAUAAAGUCCAACAUGUCAUGGAAAAGCUUCCAGUGUUCCUCCAAGGAAUUCAAAAUAUUGGUGUGCUUGACAUCUCUACAUUGCAGCAGUUUUUGCAGGGUGGGCAGUUCAGAAGUUCAGCUGUCGGAUCCCUGGGUUCUGUAAUCAAGGCAGUAUGUAAAGAAGAAUCUUCAUUUUUCAACAAUGCAAACCUGUUCAUAGACAUGCCCAGAAUCAUGGGACUUUUAGAAGAAAAUAUGGCAAAAUAUGGAAUUCCUGAAGACUCAACUCCUUUUUGCUUGAAGCUUUAUCAAGAGAUUUUGCAGGCUCCUAAUGGGGCUUUGCUAUGGACUUUCCUGAAACCUUUACUACAUGGGAAGAUACUGUACAAUUCAAACAUCAGCAUGAUUGACCUGGUGAUGGAGAAGGCUAAUUUCACUUUUGGUUUUGUGGAAAACUUGAAGAGUUAUUCUGAGACAUGGCUUAGAAUGUCUGAGGUUUUCAAAACCAGUGGAAAUGUCCUCACAGUCUCACGACUGCAGGAAGCACUGCAAAACAAUUUUGUAAAGCAUUUCAUCGAAAGUAAUUUGGAUAUCAACAUGGAAAAACUCCUCAAAAAAAUGAAAGCGUAUGAAACUAUGACGAACAAGAUGCUUAACAGCUCAGCAAGUAAACAGAUUGACCUGUUGACACAGCUUGUUGUAAAUAUCUCUUCCUGUGUGUUACUGGACCGUUUCCAACCUUUUGACUCUAUAGAGAAAUUGGAGAAGAGGGCUCAUGAGCUCAUGCAGGAAAAUAAUCUUUUAGCUAGUAUCAUCUUCAGUACACCAGAGGACAAGAAACAAGAUUCUAGCAAUCUCCUUCCAAGGCACAUUUCAUAUACAAUUAGAACCAGUGUUCUCUACAGCAUGAGAACAGAUCUGAUUAAAAAUCCAACAUGGAAAUCCCAUCCCCACAAGUUGCCAGCUGAUGGGUUUAAAUACAACCAUGUCUUUAUUCCUCUUCAAGAUAUGAUUGAAAGGGCAAUUAUUUCAGCACAGACUGGGACAGACACCUCAGAGACAGCAAUUCAGGUGCAGGCCAUGCCUUACCCUUGCCAUACCAGUGAUCUAUUCUUGAACAACAUAGGUUUUUUUUUCCCACUUAUGAUGAUGUUAACAUGGAUGGUUUCAGUUGCUGGUAUGGUUCGCAAGCUGGUUUAUGAAAGAGAAAUUCAUCUUGAAGAGUAUAUGAAGACAAUGGGUGUGUAUCCAGCCAUUCACUUCUUUGCUUGGUUUUUGGAGAACGUCAUUGUGCUCACAGUAAGCAGCUGUGCUCUGGCCAUCAUUUUAAAAGCAAGUGGUAUCUUUGCUUAUAGCAAUGGCUUCCUUAUCUUCCUUUUUCUCCUGCUAUUUGGAGUUACAGUCAUCAUGUUAAGCUACUUUUUGGGAGCAUUUUUCAGCAGUGCCGAUACAGCAGCUCUGUGUGCCAGCCUUGUCUACAUGAUCAGCUUUUUACCCUACAUAGUUUUGUUGGUCUUGCAGAACCAGCUGAGUUUCACCAACCAGAUUAUAAUGUGUCUUCUUUCUACAACUGCCUUUGGGCAAGGAAUAUUUUUCAUUACAUAUUUUGAGGGCCAAGAAAUAGGAAUUCAAUGGGAUAAUGUGCACCAGUCAAUGGCACAAGGAGGAUACAUGACCUUUGGAUGGAUGUGCUGGAUGAUGUUCUUUGACUCCAUUUUAUAUUUUGUUGGCGGCUGGUAUUUCAGCAAUAUUAUUCCUGGAAAAUUUGGAUUGAAGAACCGGUGGUACUUUCCCUUUACUGUUUCCUACUGGAAGAACCUGUGUGGUACAGAGAGAAGCAAGAGACAUUAUCUGAAUUCUAAUAUGUUUUUCUUCAAUGAAAACUUCCAAGAAAAAGACCCAGCAUCUCAGGGCUGGAAAGUCCCUUGCACUGAAGGAACCACCACCAUUGGUGUUGUGCUGCUGUCCCUCACCAAGGAGCACGUGAAUGGUCAGAAGGCCGCUGUUAAAGAUCUCAACCUCACUUUCCAUAAGGGCCAGAUAACAGCACUCCUGGGACCUAAUGGAGCUGGAAAGACAACAGUUAUAUCCCUCUUGACUGGUCUCUAUCCACCGAGCUCUGGCACCAUUAUUGUUGAUGGGAAGGACAUACGGACGGAGCUGGCUGCCAUCAGGACAGAGCUGGGUGUUUGUCCCCAGUACGACGUCCUGUUCAACACGCUGACAGUGAGAGAGCAUCUCCUGCUUUAUGGGUCAGUGAAGGCACCCGGGUGGACAAAAGAACAGUUGGAUGAGCAAGUCAGUGGAGCUCUGGAAGAUGUGGAUUUAUCCCAGCAUCAGUACAAACCUGUUGGGGCCCUUUCUGGGGGAAUGAAAAGGAGAUUGUCGAUUGCCAUCUCCUUUAUUGGAAACUCAAAGACAGUUGUUCUAGAUGAGCCCACCAGUGGAGUAGAUCCGUGUUCUCGCCGUAGUAUCUGGGAUGUUCUUCUGAAGUACAAAGCCGGUUGCACUCUGAUCUUUACCACUCACCAUCUUGAUGAGGCUGAGGUGCUCAGUGAUCGCAUUGCCAUCCUGCAACGAGGCCAGCUGAGGUGCUGUGGCUCUCCCUCUUAUCUGAGGGAGACUUAUGGCCAGGGACACAGUCUAACACUCAUAAAAAAGCCCUCUGUGUUUGAAAUCCAGGACCCUAAGCAUAUUGUUCAGGUCACUUCUCUGGUACAGACCCACAUUCCAGAAGCCUUCUUGAAAGAUAACAGUGGAACUGAGCUGACCUAUGUGAUCCCAGAAAGGGCAGAUAAGACCUCUUUUAAAGGUCUUUUCCAAGCUUUAGAUCAAAGCCUUCAGCAUCUACAUGUGACUGGCUAUGGCAUUUCUGACACAACUUUGGAAGAGGUUUUUCUGAAGCUGCUGCAGGACUCAGAGAAGAUGCCCUAUGUUCCACAGGCACACGGUGCCUUGGAAACCCAAUCUAAAAAUCAGAAUCACAGAAUCACUUAGCACUUACUUGGGUAUAUUUCACUUGCGGGAGCCUCGAGCGUGCGUGGAGCCCGCCUUGUUCUCACACAGAUUGUUGCCCUUGUGAUUAAGAGGUUUCACCACACAAGGCGAGACUGGAGAGGAAGUCUGUCAAAUGUGCUGCUGCCCGUCCUCUUUGUUGCACUGGCAAUGGCCUUGUUUAGUGUGAAGCCGCUGGCUAUUGAUUAUCCUUCUCUCCAGCUGACACCAAGACUUUAUGACAAUGCAGAAUCCUUCUUUAGCACUGAAGAUGAUAACCUAGGAAAACUUUCUCAGGUUCUACUGGGAUAUUUCUCUGAUUGGGACCACAGAUGCAUGCAUUCACAACAUGGAAAAAAUAAUUCAUGCUGGCAGACAGAAUCUAUGUCACCUCAGGAUUCAUGCAGAUGUGUGUCUGAACAAGAGAUGUGCCCAACUUUCAAUACCCCUGCUCCCUAUGUGAAGAAUAAGAAAGGACAUAUUUUGUAUAAUCUUUCAGGGUUCCCUGUGGAAGAGUAUUUAGUGAGGUCUUCCAACAAAACAAGAUAUGGUGGUUGGUCUUUUGGAGGGAUGAAAACAUUUGAACUUCAAGAUAAAAAAUUGAAUAACACCAAAUCUCAGCCUCUGGCUAAGGUGUGGUAUAACCAAAAAGGUUUCCAUUCACUGCCAUCCUACUUAAAUGAACUCAAUAACUUCAUUCUGUGGCUGAAUUUACCUUCUAAUGUGGAUUGGAGACAGUAUGGGAUAACACUCUACAGCCAACCAUAUGGAGGAGCCUUGUUGGAUGAGGACAAAAUAAUGGAGAAUGUUCGUCAGUGUGGGGUAGCACUGUGUAUCAUGCUGGGUUUCUCCAUCCUUACUGCAUCCAUUGGAACUGCCAUAGUGAAGGACAGAGUAUCUGGGACAAAACGCUUGCAACACAUUACAGGCCUGGGUUACAAAACUUACUGGCUUGCGAACUUCUGCUGUGAUAUGCUGUUUUACAUGAUUCCAGUCACCCUGUGUGUUGGUGUUAUUAGUGCCUUCCAGCUAUCAGCCUUCACUUUCCGAAAGAACUUGGCAGCCACUGUUCUCCUGCUGAUACUCUUUGGAUAUGCAACUUUACCUUGGAUGUAUCUUGCAUCCAGAUCCUUCUCAACUUCAGAUGUAGCUUUUAUUUCCUACAUCUCCUUAAAUUUUGUGUUUGGCCUGUGUACCAUGCUGGUGACGCUCUUACCUCGCUUGUUAGCUAUAAUUUCCAAAGUGCAGAGUUUUCAGAACAUCUACAAUAUCCUCAAAUGGGCAUUCAUCAUAUUCCCACAAUUCUGCCUAGGCCAGGGCUUAAUAGAGCUUUCAUACAAUCAGAUCAAGUUUGACCUGACCAGGAACUUUGGAAUAGAUUCUUAUGUGAGCCCCUUUGAGAUGGAUUUCCUGGGCUGGAUUUUUGUGGCAAUGUCCCUCCAGGGAACACUACUACAUCUGUUACGUCUUUUCCUUCAUUGGGAUCUCCUCUGGAAAUCAAGGGGUCAUUGCUCAGUUAACAGCACGGACAGCCCUUCAGAGGAUGUCGAUGUAGAAAUGGAGCGACAGAGACUCUUUGGUGGAAGAACUGGUAAUGAUGUCCUACUUCUGUACAACCUCAGCAAGUGUUAUGGAGGUUUCAGUAAGAAGAACACAGCUGUGGAAAACAUAAGCUUGGGCAUACCAAGGGGAGAGUGUUUUGGACUCCUGGGAACAAAUGGAGCUGGGAAAAGCACAACAUUUAAGAUGCUGACUGGAGACAUCAUCCCAUCUGCAGGACGUGCUGUUAUCAGGACUCCUACUGGGUCUGAAAUGGACAUACUCUCUGCUAGCUCUGAAGGUAUUCUUAUUGGAUAUUGUCCACAACAAGAUGCCCUGGAUGAACUUUUAACAGGUUGGGAGCAUCUUUAUUAUUACUGCACACUGCGUGGAAUUCCAAAGCAAGAUAUCCAUAAGGUUGCAGAGGACCUUGUUAACAGGUUACACCUCAACGCCCAUGCUGACAAACUGGUGAGAACGUACAGUGCUGGCACAAAGAGGAAGCUCUCUACUGCUGUGGCUUUAGUUGGUAAACCCCAAAUACUUUUACUGGAUGAGCCCAGCUCUGGGAUGGAUCCCUGCUCUAAACGAUACCUUUGGAAAGCUAUCCUGAAGGAAGUUCAGGAUGGCUGUGCAGCUGUGCUGACAUCCCACAGUAUGGAAGAAUGUGAAGCUCUCUGCACAAGGCUUGCUAUUAUGGUCAAUGGAGCUUUCAAGUGUCUUGGCUCUCCCCAGCACAUUAAAAACAGGUUUGGAGAGGGUUAUUCUGUCAAGGUUUGGCUUAGCAAAGAAAUAAAUUGUGCAAGAAUGAUUUUGGACUGUCUACAAAUGCAUUUUCCUGGAACACAGUUUAAGGGACAACAUCUUAAUCUGCUUGAGUACCAUGUACCAAGAAGUCAGGGAUGCUUAGCAGAGCUCUUCAGAGUCCUAGAGAAUCACAAAACUUUUCUCGAAAUCAAACACUACUCCAUUAGCCAAACCACAUUAGAGCAGGUAUUCAUUAAUUUUGCGACACAGCAACAAGGAGUCCCGCAUUCUUCACAAGGAUCUCCUGUUGUUUAUCAUGAUCGUCUCCCAGUCUAG
Messenger RNA from Camarhynchus parvulus, 11484 nucleotides. It is a transcript of the gene ABCA13, whose product is annotated as ATP binding cassette subfamily A member 13. Gene Ontology annotation, cellular component: intracellular membrane-bounded organelle; membrane. The record is from RefSeq and is a predicted model, not a curated record. Gene Ontology annotation, molecular function: lipid carrier activity; ATP hydrolysis activity; ATP binding. NCBI's taxonomy places the organism in Eukaryota, Metazoa, Chordata, Aves, Passeriformes, Thraupidae. The transcript is spliced from 60 exons. Gene Ontology annotation, biological process: lipid transport; transmembrane transport.